This is a messenger RNA of Hippopotamus amphibius kiboko, 7430 nucleotides long. It is a transcript of the gene MLXIP, whose product is annotated as MLX interacting protein. Gene Ontology annotation, cellular component: nucleus. Lineage: Eukaryota; Metazoa; Chordata; Mammalia; Artiodactyla; Hippopotamidae. The transcript is spliced from 17 exons. The record is from RefSeq and is a predicted model, not a curated record. Gene Ontology annotation, molecular function: DNA-binding transcription factor activity, RNA polymerase II-specific; RNA polymerase II cis-regulatory region sequence-specific DNA binding; protein dimerization activity. Gene Ontology annotation, biological process: regulation of transcription by RNA polymerase II. The coding region runs from base 111 to 2930 and encodes 939 amino acids.
CGCGCGCUCGCGGACAGUCGGCGCGCGGGCCGGGCCGGGCAGGCGCCCCGUCAGCUUCGCUCGCCCGCGUCGCCCCGGGCCCCGGGGGAUGCCCCCGGCCGGGUCCCCCCAUGGCCGCCGACGUCUUCAUGUGCUCCCUGCGUCGGCCCCGCAGCCGGGGCCGCGCGGUGCUGCUCAAGCCCCAGGUGCCUGAGGACGACGACGACUCGGACACGGAUGAGCCGUCUCCGCCGCCCGCCUGCGGCGCGGCCACCCCGGCCCGGGGCCACGCGAGCGCCGCGCCACCGCCGCCCAAGGCCGGGUCGGGCCGCGAGGAGCCUCCGCGCCGCCAGCAGAUCAUCCACAGCGGCCACUUCAUGGUGUCGUCGCCGCACCGCGAGCACCCGCCCAAGAAGGGCUACGAUUUCGACACGGUCAACAAGCAGACGUGCCAGACGUACAGCUUCGGCAAGACCAGCUCCUGCCACCUGUCCAUCGACGCCUCGCUCACCAAGCUCUUCGAGUGCAUGACCCUGGCCUACAGCGGGAAGUUGGUGUCUCCGAAGUGGAAGAAUUUCAAGGGCCUGAAGCUCCAGUGGAGAGACAAGAUCCGGCUCAACAACGCCAUCUGGCGGGCGUGGUACAUGCAGUAUUUGGAGAAGCGCAAGAACCCUGUGUGCCACUUUGUCACUCCGCUGGACGGCUCUGUGGAAGUGGAUGAGCACCGACGGCCAGAGGCCAUCACCACGGAAGGGAAGUACUGGAAAAGCCGCAUUGAGAUCGUGAUCCGGGAGUAUCACAAGUGGAGAACCUACUUCAAGAAAAGGCUCCAGCAGCACAAGGAUGAGGACCUCUCUAGCCUGGCCCAGGAUGAUGACAUGCUUUAUUGGCACAAACAUCGGGAUGGCUGGAAGACCCCAGUCCCCAUGGAGGAGGACACACUGCUGGACACAGACAUGCUCAUGUCGGAAUUCAGCGACACCCUCUUCUCCACGCUUUCCUCCCACCCGCCGGUGGCCUGGCCCAACCCACGCGAAAUAGCACAUCUGGGAAAUGCAGACAUGAUUCAGCCGGGGCUGAUUCCUUUGCAGCCUAACCUGGACUUCAUGGACACUUUUGAGCCUUUCCAGGACCUCUUCUCUUCCAGCCGCUCCAUUUUUGGCUCCAUGCUGCCUGCACCCGCCUCAGGGCCUGCACCAGAUCCCAGCAGCCCACCUGCUCAGGAGAGCAUCCUGCCAACCACCGCUCUCCCCACCACGGGCCUCCCUGACGGCUUCAUCACGCCCCCCACAGCCACCGCCCUGGACCCCACAAGUGGGCAGGGCUGUGAACACACCUCCCAACCUGGGGACCCCUUUCUCCAGCCCACAGACCUGGGUCCCUCGGCACCGCCCCUGAGUGUCCCCCAGCCCUUCCUCCCCGUGUUCACCAUGCCCUUGCUCUCGCCCGGCCCCGCUCCGGCACCUGCUUCCCCCAUCGUGCCGUUAGGCCCUCCUCCUGCCACUGCCCUGAACCCCUCGAUGCCCCCCGCCUUCCUGCAGCCACAGAAGUUUGCCGACGUCAGCAAGUCACCCCCCGUCAUCACCCACACGGCCUCUGCCACCCUCACCCAUGACGCCUCUGCCACCACCUUCAGCCAGAGCCAAGGCCUCAUCAUCACGACCCACUAUCCUACCCCCUCUGGGUCCCCCUGUGGCCUGGCACUGUCUCCGGUCACCGGGCCGCCGGCUGUCGGGCCUCCCCAACCCCGUUUAGCUUUUGUGCACCCCAAGCCCGUACCCUUGCCUGGGGGGAGGCACAAGCAGCCCCCCAAAAUAGUGCCUGCUCCCAAACCAGAGCCCGUGUCCUUGGUAUUGAAGAGCGCUUGCCUCGCCCCAGCUGCCUUUUCAGGACAGCCGCAAGCAGUGAUCAUGACGUCAGGCCCUCUGAAGAGAGAAGGGAUGUUGGCUUCCACUGUGUCCCAGUCCAACAUGGUCAUCACGCCUGCUGCCAUCGCCAGGGCUCCUGGAGUCACAGAGUUCCACAGCGGCAUCCUGGUGACAGACCUCGGCCAUGGCACGGGCAGCCAGCCUGCUCCCGUCUCCCGGCUCUUCUCUCCCAGCACAGUGCCGGAGCCCCUGGUGAAGGGCGAGCAGGUCCUGCCGCAUGGGGGUGUUGCCCAGCUCCCUGCUUCGGGCGCCAGUGAGUCUGCUCUUCGGUUGGAACGGUUGGGACCUUGUCGAGACUGCCCGAACUCAGGGCAGGCCUCUCCGUGUGCUUCAGAACAGAGCCCCAGUCCUCAGUCUCCCCAGAACAACUGCUCAGGGAAAUCUUCUGCAGACCCCAAAAAUGUGGCUGCUUUAAAGAACCGGCAGAUGAAGCACAUUUCAGCUGAGCAGAAAAGGCGCUUCAACAUCAAGAUGGGCUUUGACACCUUGAACAGCUUGAUCUCUAAUAACACCAAGCUGACCAGCCACGCCAUCACGCUGCAGAAGACUGUGGAGUACAUCACCAAGCUGCAGCAGGAGCGCAGCCAGAUGCAGGAGGAGGCCCGGCGGCUGCGGGAGGAGAUCGAGGAGCUCAAUGCCACCAUCCUCUCCUGCCAGCAGCUGCUCCCUGCCACGGGCGUCCCCGUCACCCGGCGCCAGUUUGAUCACAUGCGAGACAUGUUUGAUGAAUAUGUGAAAAGCCGGACCCUGCAGAAUUGGAAGUUCUGGAUUUUCAGCGUCAUCAUCAAGCCGCUGUUUGAGUCCUUCAAGGGCGUGGUGUCCACCACCAGCCUGGAGGAGCUGCACCGGACGGCGCUGUCCUGGCUAGACGAGCACUGCUCCCUGCCCAUCCUUAGGCCGACCGUGCUGAGCACCCUCCGGCACCUGAGCACCACCACGUCCAUCCUGACGGACCCGUCCCAGCUGCCAGAGCAGGCGGCAGAGGCCGUCACCAGGAUCGGCCAGAGAUCCGGGGAGUCUUAGCAGCGCGUAGUGGGCACGUGGAGACCCUUUCCGCCGGUGGAGAGGAGGCUGCGCCCCUCACCCCUCCAGACGCAGAGCCUCUGGGCCUCCCUCCGACUGCGGGCGCAGCCACAGAAGCCCGCGCUCAGGUCUGAAGCAGGUUCGGGUCCUGCCGACAGCAAUAGCCCCAGCUUUGGGAACCCCUUGCUGUGAACUCUGACUCAGCGACCUCAGUCACCGACCGCCCCUCCUCUCAUGGUAGCCCGGAUGAAGGGGAGCGCCGCCUGUCCCUGUCCUGUCCUGUCCUGCUGGUGGGGUGUUGGGGCCGUGGUGCCAGUUCUGGGAGCAGAUGGGGCAGGAGGGGGCAUCGCCUCCUCCCAGAGUUAGGAAACCUGAGGGUCCUCCCCGGCUCCUGUCUGGAGAUUUACACACGCUUCCUCCUUCCACCUCUCGGGCUCCUGUGGGGCGGUUGGAAGGCAUCCUCCCUCUGCCCCUGACUCUGACCUUGUAGAUAGAGUGGACGUCUGCUCAGGCCUCGCAGGGCCAUUGCUGAGGAAACCCUGCAACAUACGUGUGCAAAGCGGAGGGUGUGCGCGCCCGUGGAUGGGAACGGAAGCACAAACGACGUGCAGCUGCUGCUGGCUUGGGGGUGGGGGGGCUCUCUGGCAGGGCUGCCAUCGGUUCUGAUCUGGUUCCGCUUGGGGUUGUGGCAUCCACGGUGGGGGCACCGACCUGAGAGUCGCGUGGCGGGGGCUCAGCGGGGCCCUGCUCCCUCGUUCUCCACCUGCUUUCGAGCCCACCGAGCGCGCGGCCUUGCUGGGUGGAUGCUGCUAGCCCUUUGGGUGCCGUGUUUGAAAGACCAGGCCCCACGGUGCUGCCAUCGGCCUGGUCGCCUCGUCUGGAUUGUCCGGCCGGGAGCCCCAAACCGUAACAGUUCCCGGACCAAAGAUGCCACCGCACCCAGCGUCUGCCCUGUCUCGUGUUUAGAGGCAGAAGGUUAACGUCAACACGGAGCUCUGAGAUGGCCGCAUCGGAGCUGUGUCUAGGCGGCUCCCGAUCAGACAGUAAAGAGCUGUACUUGGAUUCGGUCCAGGUGGAGGAGCAUCGGGGCAGCAGGCUGUUUCCGAAUGUGGGAAUUGCACUUGGAAGGGUUCGGAGGAGGGCGUGGCGGGAGGGGCGGGUCCCGGGCCCGUCCUCCUCUCGCUGUGUCUGCAAGAGUAGCUCCAGGUGGAAGGACGCUCUCUAACACUCAGGAAGCCCAGCCGGGGUACCUCCUUGUUGAAAGAAUGUGCUUUUCACGUCCUGCUGUGAAGUUCAGAGGCCAGCAGGCUUCUAUUUGACCUCUGUCAAAGACCGGGCAACGCUGGGCAGGCCAGGAGCCCUGCUGGACUCUGCAGAGCCCAGGAGUCCCAGCAGGGGCUGCUGUGGGCCACCCUCUGAAGUUUGGAUCCUUUCGGAGACUCCCACUGGUUCCUGGAGCCCCGUGGAAGGGGCUCGGCGUGGGCAGCCAGCCUCACCUCAGCCUCAGGCUGAUGGAGGCCGGAGGCGGGGUCUCCCUGCCGCCUGUGCCUCCGCCUCUGCCACAGGUCACGACUGGUCCUCUCUGCUCCCUCGUCCCUGCUCCAGCCCCGUCAAGAGCACCUUGGGGCACCCCUCCACCUCCCCAGGACCCGUGUUUACAGGCUUUCCAAUGGCUCUCCUGAGAGGCAGCCCUCCACUUCCACUGGAAGGUGGGAUGAGAACUCAGCCUUCCCCCAGGGCAGACACAAGGUCUCCAUCACAAGGGAAAGAGGGCCGCGGUAAGAACUCCACGAGGCUCCAAAGGAAAAAAGGAAAACCCGAGAGGUUCUGGCCGUGAGGGUUUGUGGAGGGUCCUGCGCUCAGCCUUGCCCCAGUUCCUGUGCCUUUGUAAACUGCGUGGCGGCCGCGGAGCCCGGCCCAGCCAUGACCUCUCCUCUCCGAGAUCCAUAGCUUUUCUCCCCACCCCUUGCUGGGAGUCUUGGGUUUUUUUUGUUUUUUUUGUUUUUUUAGCUCCUUGGGAUAUAACAUUGGCCUUUUGCUUCUUUGGCCUACCUCUCCCUCCCUUUGGCUGAUUUAAUGUUCAUGAUUCUGUUUUUUUUAAAUAUUUAAGGCUGUUCGGUUGUACGAGGCGUUGAAGGGUGUGCGUGUGUGCGCAUGUGCGUGUGUGUGUGCCCGUGUCCCAGCAGAUGGUUACCUAGAUGCAUGUCUUGUUUUGAGAUAUUUACUUCAAUCCAUUUCUCUUGGUGCUCACCAUUAUCACGGCGUCGGGCCGCAAAGCUGUUAUCUCUUACUAUAGACACGUUUGAUUCUUGCCCCAGAAGUUUUCUUGUUUUGGAUUCUUGCCCGAUGAGUCUGGCCAGAUGGGGGCCUAGCUUUGACCUCUGUCCUGGGGUCCCAGGCCGGGGUGUGGGGACCCCGGGGCCACUCCGCCAACCGCCUCCAGUGGAUGCUGUGCUUUGUUUACACUCACUUUCACCCCCACUCCUGUCCCUGCUCCCAUAAAAGAGACGUAAAAAUGCUGACACUUUGAAGGAUAAGAAAAUCAAUCUGAAAAGGGAAAAAAAAAAAAGCCUGUCUGGCACAUAAUCUCUGAAAGUGUUUCUGUGAAAUCUUUCUGUGCCAUCAGUUCCCUUACCACUGCUGCUUGCUGUUUGACAACGAGUGGGAGAUGCAGGGAGAGCGGGGCUUCCUGCAGUUGACUGGCCCUCCCUCCCUCCCUCCCUCCGUGUCUCAGGCAGGUUAUAUCCAGCUGUCACCCCUUCCCCCACCAGGCGCUUUCCCUGGGGUUUUCAGGGCACAAGGGAAGCAGUCCUGGCUCCCUCCACUCUCUGUCCUUGUGACCUGACCCCACCUCCCUUUCUAGAGCUCAGCCUUCCAGGGUUUUUUGCUCUGGCUGGUAGAAAAAGAAACUUAGAUUCUUAGGGGACGUGGCACCCCAGGGUGGGGGCCAAACCCCUUGUCCCUCCCCAGGUGAAGGGGUGCGGCGUCCUGAUCCCAGCAGAGCCGCCACCUGGAAGGUGCAGUCCCAGCCGGCUGCCCCAGCUUCCUCUCCGCCUGGGCCUCCCCUCCCCGUGAGGCUGGCUCUCCCCCUGGAUGAGUGAAUCCCAAGCUCGUUUUCAAGAUCACACAUUCUCACUGCCCAGGUGAAUGAGGGCUCGUCAGGGUGGACCCAGGGCUGUCCGGGGGGCCCAUCUGCCCGUGGCCUGCACACUCGCUCAGUGUGGACGCAGCCGGGCACUGGCUGACCUGCCCGACUUUGGUUCUUUUAUCUCAUCUGGGCUCCAGGUGGGCAGGCUUGGAACACCGCUUGUCAGAGCAGCUGUGCAAAGUGCUUCCUUGGUGGUGGGCUCACUGAGGAAGGGACCUGGGGGGCCCCCAGCGUGGGCGCACAGGCAGCAGUGGGCUGGGGUUUUUGACUCGAUGCCUCUGAUGCCGCAUAUGUUAAAGAGGAUUGUCACCACGUCUGAACACAGAUGACAGGAGAGGAGAGCGAGGGUGGAGGAGCUCGGACCUUCAACGCGUUGUAUAUUUCAGUGGUCACGUGGCCUCGACCGGCUUAGCAGGCAGGUUUGGGGAUUGGAGGGGCUCCAGGAGCGGAGAGAAGCCUUAGGAUCCCCCAGGUGCCUCCACACAGAUCACCUGCCUGGAUUUUCUUUUCCUUCUGAGGACUCAGCUUUCCCAGCUCACCACACUGGGGGCUGUUUCCUGUCGGGGCUGUUUCCUGUCUCGAGGCUGGUGAAAAUCAGCCUUUGAGAAAGAAAAGGGAACUCUUCCUGUUGAACGUUGGCUUUGACUAUGUGUGUGUGUGCGCGUGCGUGUGUGUGCUUGCACAAGCCUGCAUGUGUGUUUGUGGGUGUUUACUUAAUGGAAUUUUAUUUUUGUGAAAUUCUUUUAUAAUUAUGUAGCAAAAUUCACCUCCAUCUCCCAGUCAAACUUUUGGUUUUGGAGUCAACCCUGGGCGUUGCUACUUUGAAGACUUCUCUCCUGGGUUUCUGAGCAGAGAUGUGCCACUGGAGUUGAGGUUGUGGAGAGGGUUGGGAGAAACUGAAGUUGGAUGCAUUUCUGUAGAGUUUACAUCCUGCAGUUAAAAGGUAGGAAGGGCUUGAGCAGGGAGUCAUGAAGCUCGUGGCACCCUGCUGCUGUUAUAUCUGAAUCUGUUCACACUGCUUGUUUUGCUUAUUUUGUAACUCCACAGCUGAAACAGGAGGUUCUUUUCCUUUUUCGGGUUUCAGUUCAUUGUAUAAAUGGUUCAGUUUUUCUGUUGUGAGCUCCGGUGACUGUGUCAGGGCUCCCAUUGGAGACAGUCACCCCUCGUGGGCAGAAAAACAAAACCCAAGAAGAGUCUUGUUAAUCAGAGGCUCCCUCAGGCCUGCGCCAUCCAGAGCACGGCCCUUCACGCUCCACUGUCAAGAAGCACGUUUCCACCAGCUGUAUUCAACACUACAAUGCAGUUCAAAAACUAUAUUUGCAUCCAAGACAAUAAAAAGCCGUAUUUUUUGA